Molecule: messenger RNA, 1733 nt
Organism: Triticum dicoccoides
Lineage: Eukaryota; Viridiplantae; Streptophyta; Magnoliopsida; Poales; Poaceae
Exons: 9
Coding region: 692-1402 (236 amino acids)
Biological process (GO): transposition
Source: RefSeq, a predicted model, not a curated record
AGACCCCGCCCCCACCAUGAGCGCCGCUGAGUUGGCCCUUCCAUCAGCGCCGCCGCCCCUCCCGGGACUGCUAGGGUUGAGGUCGCCAUGCCAUCUUCCCUCCGCCGGCAGCAGGUCCGGCUACUCCGGCGGCAAGGUGUCCCCUCCUUGUUUGCAACAACAACUGCAUGCAGGUCUUGGUUCCCUCCCUCCCCCAAUUGUAUCUUCAGGGAGUCGAGAAGAAACAACAACAGAGACUGGUCGGAAUAGAGUGUGGCCCGGUUGCUUCUUGGUAUCAUUACUAGCAAGUGUCAUGUCACUUUUACCCAUGCUCUUUACAAACAGAAGUACCCCUCAAACGAGCUCCGGAUACCAAAGACAAGUGGGGCAGGGUGUAUUGUAGUGCCACCGAGCGGGUGGUCAAUGAUUUUUGGGGCUACUUUACUUGCGCCGAGGGUAUGAAGGAUGAAGCUAAUGAAGUUGUGGAGGCGACUGCCAAGAAGAUUGUCCAAGGCAUGCCCUAUGAGGCGCGCGUUGAUGCUGUGGUGAAGUAUUUCGCGCAGGAACGCAAAAUGCUUCUCAAAAAGUCUCUAGCCCGGAGAGUGCAUCUCACCCAUUCCAUGCGGUUCCCUCGUGGUGCAACAACAAUGUUCCUUGCUACCAGCAAAUCAUAUCCAAAUGGAUAGACCCGGAGUGGAGGGCUCAACAUCGAAUGGCUUUGGAGCGGCGUGCCUUGAUGGGUGGUCCGAUACACCUUCAAGGCAACCUCAACCUCCACGCUUACGUGCAGAAGAAGAAUAAGGAGAGAUGUCAGGGCCAAGAGAAGCUCAAUACCUUCACGGGAUUAUGUCUCUCCUGCCAGUCAAAGAAACCGGAAGGGGGGUGGGUCAUCCCAGGCGUUGGCUUGAGGAUUGAUGCAUACAGUGGGAAGUUCAAGGAGCACAAUGGGCCUGACUCUGAUCCGGCCUCACAGGACAUUGACACUACAAUUUCCCUCCAGUCGGGAGAUGGCAAGAAGGGUGGUCGGUUAUAUGUUGGCGACGGUGCCAUCUGUAAGAAGGACAUCCCAAAACUCUCUCACCUCCGUGCUACCACGUCGAGCUCAGGUCCUUCUAUAGAGCAUCGCCCACAGCCUGGGCUGCACAUGCUCCAUCAACUCGAGGCCAAUGCCAGGCUUCGAGAGGAGCAAGCCAUGAAAAUGCAGCAGGCCAUGUUUCAACAGCAAGAAUUCAUGGUUAAACAACAGGCAAUCCUGCAGGAGACAUUUGCUCAACUCAGAAAUAAUAUGCAGGGUUCCACUUUGCCCGUUCUUCCUCCUCUUCCGACUCUUCCUAAUUUCAACUUUGUGGAUCUUCACCUGGCCAAGCAAGUCCAGUUGACACCCACUACGGUUCAUGUCGCUUCGACCUCCCCGCAACAAUGAUCACUUGAGGUUUGCAUUGUGGAUGGCGUUGAUGGUGGGCAUAUAUGCUGUGGUGGAGCUCAUUGCAUGGUUCAUGCUUGGUGUGAACUUGGAACUCAUGAUCCUUUAAUUUGUGAACCUCUGGAUGCAGAUGUAUGUAUGUUGUUGUGAACCUUCGUUGGAUAUGUAUGCACUGUGUGGACCUGAAACUUACGGUCUUUUCGUUUGUGAUCUUUUGUUGCAUCGUAUGCCAUAUGUGGACUUUGCACUCAUGUACGGCUGGAUAUAUGUAUUACUGGAUAUAUGUUUGUUGGUCAUGGUCAUGUACUGCUGGAUAUAUAUAUUUGUUGGA